Messenger RNA from Acanthopagrus latus (yellowfin seabream), 907 nucleotides. It is a transcript of the gene eef1akmt2, whose product is annotated as EEF1A lysine methyltransferase 2. Gene Ontology annotation, molecular function: protein-lysine N-methyltransferase activity. Gene Ontology annotation, biological process: peptidyl-lysine monomethylation; peptidyl-lysine dimethylation. The record is from RefSeq and is a predicted model, not a curated record. The transcript has 6 exons. Lineage: Eukaryota; Metazoa; Chordata; Actinopteri; Spariformes; Sparidae. Gene Ontology annotation, cellular component: cytoplasm. Bases 32 to 748 code for a protein of 238 amino acids.
GCGUCGAUUUGACGGUCGCCUCUCCUCCAGCAUGGAAGUCAGAGCCACAGAGAGCCCACAUGGCUGUGAAAAUACCUCGGAGACAGAGGAAGACAGGGACUCGGACACCGAUUUUGGACCUUCAAAACUCGGAACGAAAGAAUAUUGGGAAGAUGCGUACCAGAAGGAGCUUGAGACGUUCAAAGACAUGGGGGACAUUGGUGAGAUAUGGUUUGGUGAGGAAAGCAUGAGUCGUGUGUUGCGAUGGAUGGACAGAGCUGAGAUUCCAGAAAGUGCUGCCAUUCUGGACAUUGGCACUGGAAAUGGAGCCUUUUUAGUUGAACUGGCCAAGCAAGGAUACAGGAAUCUGACUGGCAUAGAUUAUUCUCCAGCGUCCGUAGAGUUGUCCAGAAAUGUGCUACAGGCGGAGGACUUAACAGACAUAUCUGUAAAGGAGAUGGACUUCUUAAACUGUCAAGGCGAGCUGAAGGGUUUUGAUGUCUGCAUCGACAAAGGAACAUUCGAUGCAAUAAGCCUAAACCCAGACAACGCCAAGGAGAGCAAAAGACUAUAUGUCCAAGCGUUAAAAGAUGCUCUUAAGGACAAAGGAUUCUUCGCUAUCACUUCCUGUAACUGGACAAAAGAGCAGCUGCUAGACAGAUUCAGUGAAGGAUUUGAGUUUGUACAGGAGUUGCCUACACCAAGUUUCCAAUUUGGAGGCAAGAAAGGCAACAGUGUGACUGCACUCAUCUUCAAGCGAGUACUUUGAUUCAAAUGACACCAGAAAAUUUUUGUUUGUUUGUUUUUUUUGUAUAAGACAUGAUUAUGUUGUUUUCAUUUUGAAGAACUUUGUGUAAUUAAGCAAAUAUGAAGUGUAACUGAGUAGGGACGGCCUCUUGGAAUAAAAAAUCACUUUGUUUCGUUUUUA